Molecule: messenger RNA, 453 nt
Organism: Ambispora leptoticha
Lineage: Eukaryota; Fungi; Glomeromycota; Glomeromycetes; Archaeosporales; Ambisporaceae
Source: the annotation of a GenBank genome assembly
AUGGUAUCAUGGAACUCAAUAACAAGUGUUUUCACAGGACCACCAAGUGGACCACCAAGUGGACGCUCAAAUUCAACCUGGCCCGUUAUAAUAUUCUGGCUUUUCGUAGGUUGCGUAAAUGGCGGCUUAGGUGCGACGCUGACAUAUGUCUUGUAUCGUCCCCAAUGGUUAAUUCGCCGACUACGUAUUAACCCACCUCCUGACAACAUCGGCGAUGAUAAUAGUAAUGUUAAUAAUCAAAAUCGAACUCGACGACUAGUGGUUGAACGAGAAUCUUGGAUUGAUUGGUUUAGACAUCCUCGCAUCGUCUACAACUACACGUAUUAUAUGCAUCAACCUAGAUGUGAACGGUGUGGUGGUAAUAUAGAGCCAACCAACGGCGUUAAUGAUAGUGUUGAGCCGACUAAUGGUAAUGAGAGCAUGGUGUUAGUUGGGGGGAAUGAAAAUUUUUGA